Meloidogyne enterolobii is the source of this 208-nucleotide messenger RNA. Lineage: Eukaryota; Metazoa; Nematoda; Chromadorea; Rhabditida; Meloidogynidae. The record is from the annotation of a GenBank genome assembly.
CCGAAUGUUUCCAUCAAUGCGCCUCUUUGAAAGUAUUUGCAAUUCCAGAUGGUUCAUAAAUACUUCAAUGAUUGUUUUUCUCAACAAGACAGAUUUAUUUAUCGAAAAAAUUAAAAGGAAAACAAUUAAAGUUUGCUUCAAUGAUUAUAAAGGUAGGAGUAUUUUUGAAUAUUAUAGACUGAGACGAUUUACGAUAACAAGAGAUUAG